Molecule: messenger RNA, 3097 nt
Organism: Mugil cephalus (flathead mullet)
Lineage: Eukaryota; Metazoa; Chordata; Actinopteri; Mugiliformes; Mugilidae
Gene: dlgap5
Product: discs, large (Drosophila) homolog-associated protein 5
Exons: 19
Coding region: 151-2931 (926 amino acids)
Biological process (GO): kinetochore assembly; regulation of mitotic cell cycle; signaling
Cellular component (GO): spindle pole centrosome; nucleus; cytoplasm
Molecular function (GO): microtubule binding
Source: RefSeq, a predicted model, not a curated record
CGAAUUUCAAAAACUCGCCCGCGAUGGAUGUUUGUGUUUUUAGGCUGAGAUGUAUGACCGUUGUGUAGUUACGUCUUUUUAGUAGUUAUUUUUUUAAAGAAAGGGUGUUUUACUGUUUAUUUUUGUGAGGGAAGAACGAGAUCCGUGAACAUGGACUCACGGUUUGCGAGCCUGCGACAGCGGGAUGCCAGCGUGUCGAUGCUGAGGGUAAAAAUGUCCCGUAGAAGGUCUCAGUCCCAGAAGGAAAAUCGAGAGCGGGUCUUGAACACGCGUAGGCAGUUGGAAAAGCUCCAGGAGAUGGAAAUGUCUUGUCUGGAUGCCUCCAUCGCAGUGGGCAACAUGUCAGUCAUUCAGGAGAAGACGCAGAAGAAAGGAAAACCUGCAACAACUACAGCGGUGGAGGAGAGGCUGAAACAGCUUGAGCGCUGGAAAGAGCGGAAGGCUCUGGAAAAAGAGAAGGAAAAGAGAGACAGGGAGCGUAAAGGGGUAUUUAAGACCGGCCUCUAUCAUCCAAAGGAAGACCUUACCAUCGUGCCACUGCCUGUUAUUCCAGGUGCUCCUGCUAAACCUAAGGAGAAAACGACGGUUACAUCUGAGAAUACCAGAGUCACUCGUUCAAUGAAACAGCAGCAAAAACCUCUGAAGAUGCAUGAUCCAAAUGCUGGGGCAAAGAAAGUACAACCUGCUGUGGAAAGAUCAACAAGAACCCGGAUGGCUGCUGUCAAGCUUGCGCCAGCACCAACUACGACAAAGGCCAAAGUUUGUGCAGUGGAGCCAGUUGUACGGGCUUUGUCAACCAGAUCAGCCAACAGGCCUCCUGUUACAGCAACCUCUGUGGUGAAAGAUAAACCCAAGGACAAGGCUGCAGAUGGAAGAACCACAAGGAGCAGAGCAAUUGUUAACCCUGUGGCGCCCUCAUCUGGCAGAGAAAGGAACCGUAAAGUAAAUGUCAACAACAACAUCAACCCUACUGUUGUAAAGGAGUCUGAACUGAACAAGCCUCAGACACAAGAGCCAGAGGACAAGCCCUGUUCUGAGGAGGAAGACAUGGUGGUGGACAAAGCUCCAGAAGAAACUGUUCCUGCCGUGGAUCCCACUGAGCCUCAGUCCUCUUUGUCUUCGUUUGCUCCGGAUGGUUUUGUCUUCCAUGCUCCUGCUGGCCUGUCCAACUUCAAGUUUGAACCUCUCACCCCUCGCUCAGCAGACGCCUUCCUUACACCCAGCUCCAGCUUUAAUCUCCCACCGGCCCUCGUAUUGAGCGCAGAGCCUCAGGAUGAGUCAAAUAAACCCAUUUGCCCUGAAUCCCCUCAUCGCUCUCCUCCACGUACGUCUCCUGCAGUAGCCUCUCCCACUCCAGGCAGUCCCCUGGAAUCAAAGCACGACGUACCGUACUUCAGAUCGGAAAUUGCCAAUGAGACAGACCGGCUGAUGAGUCUAUGUUCCCACUGGGAGUCUAAAGUGGAGGAUGAGUCCAUCCCAGAAGAAAUGCGAGACCGUAUGCGUACAGCGGUCGGCCAAGCGCGGCUGCUGAUGAAAGAGCGCUUUAAGCAGUUCGGCGGUCUGGUGGAUGACUGUGAGCUGGGCCGAGGGGAGAAGAUCACCACCUGCACUGACCUGCAGGGAUUCUGGGACAUGGUUUAUUACCAGGUGGAGGAUGUCAACAAGAAGUUUGACGCUCUCAGAGAAGCAGAGGGCAGAGGCUGGGUGGAGGAGCACAAACCCCCUCCACGACAGAGGAAAAUGGUGAAGAAAGCAUCUGCUGCACCGGUUAAGCCAACGGUAACGAAAGCAGCAGCCAAAUCACGUCUGGCUGCUGUGAAAGCCGCCAUGAAAGCCAAGCAGCAGGCAGCUGAAGCGGAGAAAGCAGCCGGAGAAAGCGGCGGUAACACCGAGGAAGACGCCGUCAUAAUCUCUCAGGAACCCAAACCUCAAGCAGGAGCCCAGACGCUGGACGCGGUAGUCUUUGACGGAGGCUUCUUCAAGGUGGAGAGCCCAGCCAAACCAUUAGGUUCAGUUAGGAGAUCCAGCCGUCUGAGUGCCGCUGUGCUGCCACAGGCCUCUCCCUGCUCCACGUAUCUCUCACCUAGAAGAGUCACUCGGCGGUCCCUUGCAUUGUCGCAGACUCCCGUCCACACUUCUCCCGCUCAUCCCGUCCACAUUCCCGUGCCGCUCCGCCUCGCCCUGGAACAAACCCCAGCACCCAGGUCUCAGUGUGGAACUCCUCAGCCUCCCCAGAGCAGGAGCGAUGCUGUCAACACCUCUCUGUGUUUCUCACCUGUCAAGGAAGUGCUUACAGAAGACACCAGGCCAGAGGGAAGCCUUGAUGAAACGGCCUCUACACAGGAGACUACUGCGUGCAUUCCUAUAAUGGGCACGCCCAUAAUUUUGCCUCCAGCCAUUUCUGUAGUCGAGGAGAGCGACAAGCCGGCCGAAGGCUCCGGUGCUGAGCUCCCUCUGUCAUUGUGUAACAUACCUCCUCAUGUCUCCCAGACCCCUGAGCCCUCAUCAGCCUUGAGUUUCAUACUGACCCCUAAUCUAACUCCUGCCCAGCCUCCCAUCUCCUCUGCUGCCGUGCAGGACCAACAGUCUGUGUGUCACACACCAGACAGCUCAAUUGUUGAGGAAAUUCCUGGGCUGGACUUUGAACGUUACCUCCAGCCGUCACAGAGAUGCAGCCUGUCACCGAUGGAGACGGUCUCCAAAGAGAUGUCCCCCAUGGCAGUGGAUUUAGAGAUGGAGAGUCCCAGAGUUGAGCCGGAUGUGCUUUCUCAGCAAGAACCAGCACUACCAGCGGUGUCUCCCCUGUUAUCUCUCCAGUCACCACAGAUGGCAGAGUCUGCCCUGCUUCUCUUCACCCCGGACCUGAAGGACAGGAUACGCCCGUCUGUCUGCCCAAGUGACCUCAUGGUCUUCACCCCUCCUAACAAGUAGCGUGUGUCAGAUUGUGUUUAAUGUUGAUAUAUAUAUCGGUUUGUUUUCUUUUUAGCUCCUUUUUUUAAAAAAAGAAAAAGCUUUUGACUUUCACUUUUAGAUUACUAGAAAAAAUAUUUUUGUCCUACAUAAAGUUCUAAUUAAAGCUUUAGUUAUAACCAGAAAA